Messenger RNA from Durusdinium trenchii, 1092 nucleotides. The record is from the annotation of a GenBank genome assembly. NCBI's taxonomy places the organism in Eukaryota, Dinophyceae, Suessiales, Symbiodiniaceae.
AUGCAUCCGCGGAACAAGCACCGGAUCUAUUUGGAUUACCGUGAGUUGGCAAAGAAGCAGACAGGUUUGCAGCCCUUUGUCUUCGAAAACCAAUGGGGGGGCGCCUCAAUUGACUACUCAGAUCCUGACGCCUUGGAAGAGUUGACCCGAGCCCUGCUGGCAGAAUUCUAUGACAUCAGGCACUGGAGGCUUCCGAAAGGAUAUUUGUGUCCACCCGUGCCACAGAGAGCCGAUUACAUUCAUGUCCUAGCAGACCUUCUACAGCACUCUUUGCAUGAGAUGGAACCUCGUGGUCCGUCAGUUUGUGGUCUCGAUGUCGGGACAGGCGCAAGUUGCAUCUAUAGCUUGUUGGGCACACGGGAGUACGGCUGGAGCUUCAUUGCCAGUGACAUUGAUGAGACUGCGCUAACCAAUGCGGAGAAGCUGUUGAACGAAAACGGCCUUAAAGAGCGCAUCACCCUGCGUCAACAACAGGAUCCAAGACGGGCCCUGCGUGGGAUUUUGCUUCCCCAUGAAGUGGUGGCCUUUAGCAUUUGCAAUCCACCCUUCCAUGAAACAAUAGAGCACGCAAGACAAGCUGCAUCUUCCAAGUGGAAGAGGCUUGGAAAGGAGCUGAAGAGGAAAAAUUACCAGGGCCAGGAGCCAGAGCUUUGUUGCGAAGGUGGGGAGGUGGGCUUUGUGACGAGACUCAUGGAGGAGAGCGCCAAGGUGCGCUUCAGAAGCCGGUGCCUUUGGUACUCAAGCUUGCUCUCCAGGCACUCCUCCUUGCAGCCCAUCUUUGAGCGCUUGGGGGAGCUGGGCGCAAAACGUCGCCGCUUCGAGCUGCAACAGGGCCGUAAUGUCAAGUGGGUCGUGGCUUGGAGUUUUUUCCCUCGCACCGAGCGCCGAAAGCGCCUAGAGGAGAUGCUCCAGACAGGUCGAGAUGGGCCGAAUGAAGUGAGUGCAGCAAGGGCAGAGGGCCCAAGACGACCGCGAGCCAAGACAAAAGUGACAAAAAAGAGUAGGAAAAAAGGAGUGACAGGGUAUGGGCUGCCAGAAGAUUUGGCUUGGAGUCGAAAGCGAGGAAGUAAGGAGAGUACUCGGUUUGGGUAG